GUAGUCCAUAAUCUCAAACAAUAAAAGUGGAAAAUCGAGAAAACCCUAAGACCCUUUUACAACACAGCCGUCCCCUUAGUUUUCUAAAGCUCAUUCGACGGCGGUGUGAGCUUUUCUCCUUCAGAUCCACCCCAGAUCCCCCUUCAUCUUUUCCAGGUGAAUAUACCCAAAAUUCUGGUUUAAGAUGUCGGACAGCCAUGAGACUGACAAGAAUAUUGAAAUAUGGAAGAUCAAAAAGCUGAUCAAGGCAUUGGAAGCUGCCAGGGGGAAUGGAACAAGCAUGAUCUCCCUCAUCAUGCCUCCGCGUGAUCAAGUUGCUAGGGUUACAAAGAUGUUGGGUGAUGAGUACGGAACUGCUUCCAAUAUCAAGAGUAGGGUGAAUCGUCAAUCUGUGCUAGCAGCUAUUACAUCUGCGCAACAGAGGUUGAAGCUGUACAACAAGGUUCCUCCUAAUGGGCUUGUUCUAUACACCGGAACCAUCGUAACCGAUGAUGGUAAAGAAAAGAAAGUAACCAUUGAUUUUGAGCCCUUCAGGCCAAUAAAUGCUUCCCUGUAUUUGUGUGACAACAAAUUCCAUACAGAAGCAUUGAAUGAACUACUUGAGUCUGAUGAUAAGUUUGGCUUUAUAGUCAUGGAUGGUAAUGGAACCCUAUUCGGUACUCUGAGUGGGAACACCAGGGAGGUGCUUCACAAAUUUACUGUUGAUCUUCCAAAGAAGCACGGUAGAGGAGGACAAUCUGCAUUACGUUUUGCUCGUCUUCGAAUGGAGAAGCGGCAUAACUAUGUGAGGAAGACUGCAGAACUCGCCACUCAGUUUUUCAUUAAUCCUGCUACAAGCCAGCCUAAUGUUUCAGGACUUAUACUUGCUGGAUCAGCUGACUUUAAAACUGAGCUCAGUCAAUCUGACAUGUUCGAUCCUCGCCUUCAGGCAAAGAUUCUAAAUGUUGUAGAUGUUUCUUAUGGUGGUGAGAAUGGUUUUAACCAGGCAAUAGAGCUGUCUGCUGAAAUUCUUGCCAAUGUGAAGUUUAUUCAGGAGAAGAAGUUGAUAGGAAAGUACUUUGAGGAGAUCAGUCAGGAUACAGGUAAGUAUGUUUUUGGUGUUGAAGAUACACUCAAGGCUUUGGAAAUGGGGGCUGUUGAGAUUCUCAUUGUCUGGGAAAAUCUUGAUAUCAAUAGAUACUCACUCAAAAAUGCCUCAACUGGUGAACUUAUUGUAAAACAUUUGAACAAGGAGCAAGAGGCUGACCAGAGCAAUUUCCGGGACUCAGAAACUAAUGCUGAGUUGGAGGUGCAGGAAAAAACUUCUUUGCUGGAAUGGUUUGCUAAUGAGUACAAGAAUUUUGGAUGCUCCCUUGAAUUUGUAACUAACAAAUCCCAAGAAGGAUCGCAAUUUUGCAGGGGUUUUGGUGGCAUAGGAGGAAUUCUCCGUUACCAACUCGAUAUGCGAUCCUUUGAUGAGCUUUCUGAUGAUGGAGAAACCUAUGGAGAUUCAGAUUAAUCAAUCAUCAGCUUGGCAUUCCCAUGCCCAACAACUUGAGCAUCAACCAGACCGAAGUAAGUAGUUGAUAAGUUCAUCGCAGUUACGUUGCUGCUCAGGUUGUCCUCUGAGAAUUUCUACAGAGUUGUUCCAUUUAAGGUUUAAUUAAUCAAUUUCAACAUAUUUCAUAUAACGUUGUGUGUAAUACCUUUCUCGAGAUCCCUUUAGAAUCUAGAAUUCUUGUGCUCCGAGAAUACACCAUUGCGUCUUGAGGUUGACCAUACCUGAAGUGAUUUUGAUUGAGAUGUUGAAUGAAUCAUAUUGUUGUUUGAUAUCAUAGAAUUCAUUGCAUGAGGUAAUGGUAUAAAGAUGUCGUUUUUCUUUUGCUUAGGAUCCCUUUUUUCUUCUGAGCUUUGUUGAUUGAUGUAGUGAAACAGUUAUCCUAGGUAUGUUAGGUCAAGGGGUUGAUUCGCCCUUUGCUUUAAACAUUUCUAUGUUAGUGUUUUGGCAAAAGAUUCAUAGUUUGAAGCUGAAUGCUCAAGUAUAGAAAA
Messenger RNA from Chenopodium quinoa (quinoa), 2028 nucleotides. RefSeq names its product eukaryotic peptide chain release factor subunit 1-3. Gene Ontology annotation, cellular component: cytosol; translation release factor complex. The record is from RefSeq and is a predicted model, not a curated record. Gene Ontology annotation, biological process: cytoplasmic translational termination. The coding region runs from base 185 to 1498 and encodes 437 amino acids. The transcript is spliced from 2 exons. NCBI's taxonomy places the organism in Eukaryota, Viridiplantae, Streptophyta, Magnoliopsida, Caryophyllales, Amaranthaceae. Gene Ontology annotation, molecular function: translation release factor activity, codon specific; sequence-specific mRNA binding.